Messenger RNA from Didymodactylos carnosus, 762 nucleotides. The record is from the annotation of a GenBank genome assembly. NCBI's taxonomy places the organism in Eukaryota, Metazoa, Rotifera, Eurotatoria, Philodinida, Philodinidae.
AUGUUUUACAAGGUAAUGUGGUUAAAAAUUGGCAAACCACAUAAUCCAGAAGUACUCACGUAUAAAGAUACUAUUUAUUUACCAUCAAAAAUUAUCCUUGAUAUUCGACGUAUGACUUCGAUAUCAAAUGGCAAUUUAACCGAUUUUUAUAUUAUUGUACUAACACUUAUUCGUGCACAUGUUGAUGAUGAAGGACGUUAUUUAUGUAUUAAACAAAAACAAGUGUUUGCCGUUUAUGAAUUACAGAUUAUAGUUCCACCAGAAUUUAUUGAUGAUGGUCAAUCGAAUCAACGAAUUGUUCAUGAAGGUGCAUCAUUAUUGUUAACAUGUCAUGUACAUGGUCGACCAAAACCAAACGUUACAUGGUAUUAUCAAAGUUUUGAUGGACAAUUUCAAUUUUUGCAAGAUGGUAAUUGUGUCGAAGAAUCCUGUGCAUUAAAUCUUUACAAUUUUACUAGACACGAUCCAUAUAUUAUUGAAUGUGUAGCCGAUAAUGGAAAAUCUUCUAGAAUAUCGAAAAGAUACAAUAUUGAUGUACAUUAUCCUCCAACUUUGACAACAAUCAUUCGAACAUUUGGUCGUUCUACAUCAAUCGAUGUCCUUUUGCAGUGUACAAGCGAAGCAAAUCCACCAGGUUCAGUUUAUUGGUUAUAUAGUGAUGGUGAAGUGAUUGAGUCUGAACACCAUGUUUAUACAAUUAAAAAUGAACAUCGAUGGCCAAAUAGUUCAUCGAUAUUAUCUUUUACCGUUGUAGGUUAUUAG